Molecule: messenger RNA, 10943 nt
Organism: Dermacentor andersoni
Lineage: Eukaryota; Metazoa; Arthropoda; Arachnida; Ixodida; Ixodidae
Product: ankyrin repeat domain-containing protein 13D
Cellular component (GO): cytoplasm
Molecular function (GO): protein binding
Source: RefSeq, a predicted model, not a curated record
AACGCCAUAAUGGAGGCUGUUGUCUGAUGUGGGAAUGCUGUGCCGGUGAGAGAACAUUCCGUGGUUGCUUCGUAUCGGAUGCAAUGACUCAUCGCCUUAAGAUCGUACCUAGUCAACGAAAGUCUACAUAACAGAAGCAUGUCGGACAAACUGAAAUCCGCGUUGCAAGAGGAGUAUCCGCUCCACUGGCUGGCUUGGCAUAACGACUAUGAGGCUCUGAAAACACUCCUCGAAAAGAGUGCAGAGAACAUCGAACGGCGAGACUGCCGAGGGAGGACAGCCCUCAUGUUGGCUGUCACCUUGGGCCACCUCGAAGCAUCAAAGAUUCUUCUCAACCAUGGGGCCAAUGUCAACGUGGAGAACAACGAUGGCUAUACAGUGGUUCACGAAGCAGUGAGCACAGGUGACCCUGAGCUUCUGGCAGAAGUGUUGACUCGGCGAGACCUCCAACGCUACAGCACAUCUGUCGGGGGUAUCCCUGAUCUCUUGAAGCGGAUUCGGGACACCCCGGACUUCUAUGUUGAGAUGAAAUGGGAGUUUACAAGCUGGGUACCACUUCUAUCCAGGAUGUGUCCAAGCGACACCUACAAGGUCUACAAGAGUGGAGCUAACGUACGGAUAGACACUACUCUGCUUGGAUUUGACCAGUCCAGCUGGCAGCGUGGGCGCAGGAGCUACAUAUUCAAGGGACAAGAGGAUCUUGCCCUGAUGAUGGAAGUGGACCACGAUGGCUGCCAGGUGCACGUAGACCAGAUGCAGGUGUUGCCACCCGAAUAUGUGGACCUGUCGGGGAGCUUGCGGCCCUCACAGGAGGCCAUCUCUGCACGCCUCACCUCUCCUGUGGUGGCCACGUACAUAGACACUGACAAGAUCAGCUUUGAAAGAAACAAGUCUGGAAUCCUUGGCUGGAAGAGUGACAAAAGUGAAACAGUCAAUGGCCAUAACUGCAAAGUGUUCAGUGCAACAAAUGUGGAACUCGUGACCAAGACCAGGGUGGAGCACCUUUCAGAAGCAGACAAGGCUCGUCACAAGGCUGCACGAUCGCCGUUGCAGUCUUUCUUGGGCACAGUCGAGGUUGAAGAGGGUGCCGGUCUGGAAACGCCAAAUGGGGAUUUGACAGAGUGGCGAAGCAACCCAUGCCACAUUCGUCCAGAAGAAUAUUUCAAUGCCAAAGUGGAUCUGGGAGGCCGAGAUAUUGGGCGACCCCGAGAGGCAACUGUACGCACCCAGAAGUUCCGUGCCAAUCUCUGGCUCUGUGAGGACUAUCCGCUGUCUUUACCCCAGCAGAUUCUUCCAAUUGUAGAUCUCAUGUCGAUCAACAGCACGCACUUCGCCAGGCUACGGGACUUCAUCACCCUCCAACUCCCUGCGGGCUUCCCGGUCAAAAUUGAAAUUCCCCUGUUUCACGUGCUCAACGCCCGAAUCACCUUCGGCAACAUAAACGCCUUCGACGAGCCGGUCCCAGGGGUGACCACUAUGCGGGAGCAGGGGACAGUGAAGUGCAAGAUCGACGAGAGCUGCUUCGAGGCCCCCAGCAGCUAUGCACGGCUUGGGGGAAAUAAAAUGCGACAAUUCAACGUCAACGACGAGGACGAUGAACUCCUCCAGUACGCCAUCGAGCAGUCGUUCGUGGAGGCUGGCGGAGAAGAGAAUCAGGUCACUGUUUGGGAGGCCCUGACAACUGACCAAACCGGAGUUGCACCUGAGCUGGAAGAGGAUCAUGCUUUGCAGAGGGCCAUCCAGGAGAGCCUAGCCAGCUACCUGAAGUCGAUGGGUGUUGCAGAUGGAGAGCUCCCAGCAGGUGGUGGGGUGCAGCAGCAGGUGCAGCCACAGGUGCAGCCACAGCUGCAGCUGCAGCCACAGGAGCAGCAGCAAAACAACAGCGAGUGGGCCCUGGGUGCCAGUGGUGGUGCCGACUUGGCCAUGGCACUGCGCCUCUCACAGCAGGCCAAGGAGGAGGAGGACCAGCGCCGACGAGAAGAAGACGAGAUGCUGGAACGCAUCUUGCAGCUUUCCAUGACAGAGAAGUAGGGACAUGCUAUUUGUCACCCAUCGUCCAUGCAAGAAGCUGAGUUGUGCUGGGACUUUGGCCUGCUUUGUUGGCGGCACAUUCUUCCUAGGCCCCACUCCCUGCUGGCCCUUCCCUUUCUAUUAUAUUUUUCUCUGCUUUUAUUCCUUCCUUCUUCGUGUGUGUGUGUUCUGGAAUGUGUGUUGAGAUAAAUUAAGAAAAACCUCAUUUUGUUUGUUCUGUAAAAGCCCAAAGGUGUUCGAGUACAAGCGGAUCAGUUAAGUCUAGGGCAGUGCCUUGGAUGCUCGUCCACUUGCUUCUGGUGUUGAAGGAAGUGCUAAUAUUAUUACCAAAGUGUUGUUAAAUGCACAGAACUGGAACGCGCACAAAGCUCGCAGAACAAAAGUGAAAAGUAGCUUCAAAGUCGACAACAGUGCCCAUUGCAACUGAACCAACUUACUCUGGGAAUCUUCUUGCAAAUUGUAACAUAUUUACGGUUCACAUAAUGUACAGCACUGAGCACAAGCCAUACUUAUGCGUUGCAUGGAACUAUUGUACAAAAGCAUUGUGGCUCGAAACUUGCUCAUCAAGGCAAGAAAGGAACAGUGCCAACCAAAAGAAGUUGGCACCAGAGAACAUCUUUCAACCAUCCCUGACAGACAAGUAGAAACUAGUUCGCUUUUUUCCAGUGGCUCCCACUACCUUGUACAUUGGCAGGGUUGUGCUGUGUAUAUUGUUUGCAGCCAGAAACAAGGAAAUAUCAGCAGCACAGAAGUCAAAUCUAUGAACAGUGACAGUGUCUAUGAACAGUGUCUAUGGAAAUCUAUGAACAGUGUCUUUAGGAGGAAGACCAAGGGCCGUUGCUUUGUGAUUGCGGAACAAGUAAGUUUGUGAGCAUGAAUUGGCCUUGCUGUGACAGUAAGAUAAAGAAUGAGCAGCUUUGCUAAAGCUUCCUAAGCACAGAGGCAGCAGGGAAGAACUUGAAACACUGCUAUUUCUAAUCAUGAGUGUGGACUGGUAGUGUUCUUUUUCCCCUCGUUCGUGUUCGCCUGUAAAAUGAAAAGCAAAGCAUCUUCCUGUUAUCAUAUUUGCUUAUUGCUUGCACAGCAAAGGUAUAGCAGUCGCUUGAUUUAAAUCAUAGUGCAACAUUUUUGAAUUGCUGUAGUUAUUCCAAGGAGCUGGCCUGUGAGCGUGCUGGGAUGAAUGGUCAAAUUUUCUUACUAUUGUGCAGCUUCUCUUUUUUUUGGUGUAAUGCUUAUUGCCCUCACAACCGAUUUGCUCAUUUUGCAAAAGAGCUGCUGCAUUUUUUACUAGGUGUCUUUCCAAGCUUGUAGCACUGGCUUUGUGCAAGGAUGCUGUGUUGGCAAUGCAACUUUCAGUCUUUGUAGACCAGCAAGAAUGUGCUUGCUAAGACAGCAAAGCAGUACAAAGUAGACCAUUUUCCCAGUGAUAUUGGAAACUUCCACGCCUGUGCCACAUCAUCAGAGGCAAUACAAUGUGGGCAUGAUGUGUCUUUGUUGCUGUUUAAGGCAGGGGUCUGAGACAGGCAAUCCGUGGGCCAAACCCUUGUGACCCUUCAAUGUUGGGUCCCCUUCCACCAACUUGUGUAAGCCCUGCACAAACUCUCUCACCUGAACAUGUCGCUGCAUGGCCCACAUGUAGCUGCAUGUAACUUGUGCUGACUGAUGCCUAGUGCAAGUUUGAGACCCCUGUUUUUAGGGUGAAGGUUAGCAAGCUACUACCGUGAAACAUCGGAGCUUGUCGUGAGAGCUGGUUGGUUGUCUUUGUUGCUACAACCUCCUUUGGAAGGAGGCUUUAGUAGCAAACUCGUGUAGCACCACCAACUGACAGCGAUUCUGUGCCUGUUUAAAAUGUUGGAUAUGCUUGCAUUUUGAAAUGCAAGAGAAAGCGCCAGAUGAAGCAGCGCAAGUUAUUUGUACGCUUGUUGUGGUGUGCAGUUAUCGUGCAACGUUUAGAGACUACUGUUUCACUACCAUGUAAUGCACAAAGAUUGCAAGUGCUUAAAGCUGUAGCGCUGCCAUGCAGAGGAACCGCGUUUAGGAGCUACGAUGACGGCACAGCAGCUACACCACUUUCCCUCACACGAUUUGCUUUUCUUCCUUUGCUGUUAUGUAUUUCAUGCGAUUAAAUAACUUGUGCUUUCAGAAUAUCCAGAGCUGAUAAAUGCUUUGCACUUGAAGGCUGCUGUGAAUUGUGGCUUCAACUUGUGGUUUCUGUGGCUGCUGACGUGACAGUGCACAGGCUAUUUGUGAGAUUUUUCUCUAUGCUGCAAAGCAUGCUCAGGCUGUUAUAUGUUUUUAAGUAUUAGCCAGUGAGCGAUGGAAAAUGCAUAACCUCCUCUCUGUACCCCCUUUUGAAUGAGUUGCUGGUGUCAACACUGGUGAUGAUGAAAAGAAAAUUUCCUGUUGCAGCUCCUGUCCGAAGUGUCAACAUUGUGGUAGCACAGUUUAUGCAGCACCAUGCUGCGGGUAUGUGCAAUUUGCCGACGAGAAGAUCACAAGCAAAGUUUCGAUCAGAAUUUGUCCCAUCAAUAGAUGGCAGUGAUGCACAGUACUGUCGCAAACAGAAAUUCUCGGGACAUGAUCAGUGACAGAGGCGCAGUGCUUUACUGGUUACCAGCAGUCCACCACAUCUUGUCGCUGUGGAAAACAUCGCGCAUGCUCCAAUGAGUUUGUAGGCAUGUCUCUACUCUUGCUUUCUUGUGAUGUGAUGGCUGGCUAGGGCAGCAGCUGCAUGUAAUGUACUUCCGACACAUUUUUCGUGUGACAUCACCUGGUGCCAGUGGGUCCAUUUCGCACUGUGUGGUUAUUUCACAGUUAUUAUGGCUGCUUCAAUGUGGUCCACUUGGUUGCUAGUUGCAAGUGGAUAGAUACCUUGUGGCAUGCGUUUCAGUUGGUGUAACAAUAUGGUUAUCACACUGUGUAAAACAGACAUGCCUGCGCCAGGUGACAUCAUGUUGAUAAUACAUGAGAACGAACUACGUUACAUGUUAUUGCUUCUUUAAAAUGACUAGAAUGAUAGUGCCUUUGUACCACUUAAGGUAGUCGUUAUGAUGGCCACCAAGGCAGUAGGUUGCUUUACAUUUCUGAUGCAUGUGUCACAUUGGGGAAGAGCAAGAAAACAGACGUGUCCUUUCCACAUAACAGAGGAGUGCGUGCGCUGUUUUUCGAUUGUCAAACAGCACAAGCCUGCAUCAAUGCUAUGCGAGUUUCUUUCGUCUAAUUACUAUCUUGAGAAGGCACCUGGUGUGAUUUUCGGAACUGCGUCUUCCCAAAUUCAUGCUUUAUAUUGCUGCAAGCUUAAUGGCCAGGUGACUGAGCAGUACUGGAAAGCCUAGCUGUUAACGUCCUAGGGAGAAUGCACAUGUUUUGGAGGGAGGAGGCACAGGUCUGUGAUGGAAAGGAGAGUGCAUUUGGUGAGCAAGGAAGCAAAAGUGCAAGCAGUCCAAUGGCCUAGCCGUGCAGCCUGGUUUUGCAGUGCACCUCUGUGCCACACGGAUCACCUGUCCCGAAUUAUCUGCCCUGCACAUGUCCAUCUGCCACAUUGAUGCGGCACAUCUUGCUGUGGUUUGAUUACUUCAGCAGAGCACAAUGCAUAAGUUGUUACCAUACUGCAUACCUUCACGGGCUCAAACCUGCGUGGAGGUGAUCCUGCACUGCUGCACAUAUUGUUACUGUAGCAAAUUGCGCAUCAUUCUGUGCCGAAAUGUUCUAUUACAGCCCGCGACUUUAGUUGUAUUAUGCGUUGCGAGUUUGCAUUCUAAGUGCAAUAUUCUUUUGUUUGUUUGAUUGGUUAUUGUUGUAUUUUUAAUUUUCCGGGUCAUUGAAAGUUACUUCCUGCUUCUGCAAGGUUGACAUUUGGGCUAGUUAAUAAAUAUCCAUUGUGCAUUAAGGUAGUAGGACAAAUUAUACUUAAGGGCGCAGAUAGUUUGGCUAGAUGAUUGAAAUGCAUACUGAAAAAUGUUUGCGCGGAGACACGAGGACAAGCCAAUAAAAGACAAGAACGAGCGCUUGUCCUUGUCUUUUCUCGGCUUGUCCUUGUGUCUCCGCGCAAAUUUUUUCAUUAGUAGGACAAACAAGGACGAAAGUACCUAGGUACACCACCAGUCGUGAGUAAGCACUUGUGGUGUGGUUACCUUCCUUAGUACUUGCUUGUCACGCAAGAGUAAUAUUCACACCUUGCAUUACAUUCGUAGUCACUUUGCAUUUGUGCAUUUAUGGUAACACAGUGAUGUGUCUCAGUCACUGUUAAAGUGUACUGGGCAGUUUUGUGCAGUUUUGUAAGCACUGUUGCGUGGUAGCACGACAGUGCUUACACCACAGGUCUUUGUUUCAGUAGAGGGCACAAACGGCAGUUUCUUCAAGAUACAUAGAAUUGUUCCUUCCUUUAUAUGGCAGCUUAUGCUAUUGCAUUUUUGUUGUGUACCGUAGUUUAUAUAUAUUCAGUAUUGUGCACCUUGUCUUGGUUAUCAUAAAAUAUAGAUGCUUUGCAAAAAAAGGAAUAAUAAUAAUAAUUAAGUGUCAAAAUGUACCUAUGGCAGGCCUUUUCUAGUUUCAUAUUGGGAAUGCAAUGUGAAAUAGACAUUGCUCUGUGAUACCACUUUCCCAAAGGGCACAGUAUUAGUAAGGCAUAAUGCGAUAAAUUAGUACAGUUUUUAUAUUGCACUUUUCCAAGUGUUUCACAGAUCAAAAUAGGUUGUUUUAAAAACUUGAACUAAAUCUUUCAGAGUAGUGGUUCUUAGAGCUUGGUUCUUGUGUGUUAGAUUAUGUUUAAUUCUGCUGCCUGUUUCAUGCAUGCAGUCUGGUAUUGCAACCACUUUUUUUUCUUAUAGUGUAUAAAACCACCUUAUUUUCCUGCUUAUGUAGACACGUUUCCAUCUUGCGAUGCGAUCGCUAAUAGCACUUGUGAGCACUUAUCCAAAGUUUUUUUGCGUGCAUAUUUCUGUCACUCCUGAAAGAGUGACUGAGUUGUCCUCGAAGGAGUGAUACAAAGGAACUUGUGGCUGUAAAUUCUUGCAGUCAGGAUCUGAGGUGUUAGGUGUCACCAUAAUUUUCUUCAUAACUGCUGGACACCACUGGCUGAGCUAGCACAGACAUCUGGGAAACGCACGACUCUUAGCGACUGCAGAUUUUGUCAUAAGAGAAGUGCCACACUGCCGCAUAACAUGCUGCAUUAUCAUGAGAGUAAUGGCUUUUGUGGAGCAGUGUACAGUGAAGUGGCAUCUAUUCUCGGAAGUUGGAACUCCUAUGGAGUUGUGCAAGAUUUACAGUGAGAGAGCUCUCUUUUUUCAAAGAAGGAUUGAGGUGGUCAAGCACUUUACGACUCUUGUUAGUUUUCAGAGAUCUCUUUCAUAUUAUAAGAAAAUUAUAUAAUCUGAAAGCCAUCCAUCUGUGAAAUAGACUGGCCAGAUCAAAGUGACAUCACUUGCACAACCAUGGUUUUGAUUGGCAGAGCACAGCUGUGUGCAGCUGUGUACAGCUGUGUAUAUUACAUGCAAUUGAAAGGUUAGGCAGCAAGAAUGGGUGAGAUAUUCGAUUUUUCUUGAAGAAAAAAUGACCCUAUUGCGUUGUAAGAUAAAAAUGUCUAGUCUGCCUAUUAUUACCGGCACUUUCAGGAACUGAAGCAUACCAUCUGUCAGUAUUGUGUGAGAAGAAAACAUGUGGCUAAGGACACUUAUGUAAUAUUGGCUGCACCAAGAUGCGGAACAGUGGCCACUUAGUUUAUUAUAGGUAAGCUUCACCAUGUAUCAACACUUACUUGUAAACUUUGUUUACCUUUGUUGCUAUUACAUAGUACUGCUGAUUUACCAUGACUUGGUCCUUUUUUCCUGUUCGACUUUUCAUUUGCUUUAAAUAAGCUAUCACUAAAUAUACUGCUGCAGGAAAACCUAUUGGCAGAGAUAGUAGCAUAGCAAAUUGAGUUGGAUGAGAAUUUUAUCCUCCCUUGUGAGCAUCUUCAAAUGCCUUUGCAUGGAUACUUGUAGAAGCUUUCUUUGUGCUUUAUCAUCACUGUUCUUUAUUUAUUUCUUUUUUUUUCGCUAGCUUUGUUACUCUUUGGGACUUACAGGAUAUAAACCUGCUGCUGAGAGCAUCAAGCUUCCAUAAAAAUUGAGCGGAUUGAAUUUAGUGUUGAGCAAGAUCUGGCUUCCCUCAUGUGAAGUUUCACAUUAAAGGGAGACUAAGUAAAAAUAUUAACUUAAAGCUAGAUAUGUAAAUUGCGCAUAUAGGAUAACAGACAUGCAUACUCAUUCACUGAAGAGGGGCAUUGCCCCCAUUCCCCUUUCUGGGUGGUGUUGCCCAGUAGGUGUUGCCUACGCAGACAUAUAAGUCCAUUUUAGGCAGAGGAUUAACCUCUUCUAGCCUGUUGUCACGAUUUCGCAGCAUGCCGAAUCUGUGCUCGUAAGUCAAAAUUGGAUGCUCAAAGGGACACUAAAGAGAAAAAUUAUGAAGAUUUUAUUUUAACAGUGAAUCAUCUGUGCAGCCAUAUCCACGUCUUGGGUGAAGCCUCACUCAACAUCAGCCAACACAAGCUCCGUACACCCAUAUACUGUCAUUCCCAUGAAGGCACAAUGCCCAUUAGGAAACUCCCAUAGAAAGUGGCAUGGUAUUUUCCUCUAGCUAAUAUUGUGAGAAACUGUGGUGCUUCCAACGAGCAUGAGCACCAAGAAACUCUUGUGGCUGCAUCCAUUCAGGUGCAUAAAUCCAUGCCGCCUUCUCUGCAAUACCAUCUGCUUUACAGACUGCCACAAGAUGCGAGACUGUUCACCUGCCUCAGUUUGUUCAGUGUGGAAACUUGUGAAUAUAAAGGCAUUGUUUUGUGCUAGAUACCGAUUUCAGUUUUCUUUAACCCCUUAAGUGUUUUGGACGAGCUGAGCUCGUCAACACAAUCCUGGUCAAUCUUGCUUUAGUUGAGCUCAGUUCGUCAGCGGCAACAAUCUCGUUUUCAAAUCAAUUUGGACGAACUCAGCAUGUCCACUUUGUUUUUCUUCUACUAAUAGACGGCUGCAGUGGUUUGAGAUCUGAAGUUAUUUCGUGCCCUUUUUUUUUUUUACUACAUAGAUGGCAAAAAUUUUACAGCUGCAUUCAUUCAGUCUUCAUGUCCUACUACAUAGAUGGCAGCCAUUUCGUCAGUGCUGGAGGGGCGCUGUUACUGUGGUCUUUGCUUUGGCCUACAUAGAUGGCAGCACUUUGUUAGCACUGAAACACCGCGUUAUUGGAAUCGCACGCUUACUGCUUCUUUUUCCUUGUUUCUAAGUAUAUCUUUUGUGGCAAUGACAAAUACAUAUAUAUUGCGUAAGGAACAGGUAAAAUAAGGUUUUCACACUUAGAAGAUGAAACGAAUUGGUUAAAAAAGCCUUGGGAGGGCUUUCAAUAAAGUGAAAUUUGAAAAUAAGCCACAAAAAAAAAAAACAUGAGGUCAUCUUUGGUCAAAAUAGAACACUUAAGGGGUUAAGCGAGUCUACAAAUCUCGACCAUGUAGCAAAUGGUGUGAAAAUAAUUCUGAAUGUUCUUACCUCACAUACAAGUCUUUUUAACUGUAACUCAAACGUUUUUCUUCUGGCAAAAGAAUAUUCAGGCUAUAAGAGGUCAACCAGCCAGAAAUGCAAAAGACUAAAGGCAGGUGGCAAUGUCUUCUCGAAAUGUCUGCAGUAUCCCGAGCAAUGUCAGGGAAUUUCAAUGACAUCUGCUUUAGGGCAGGUAAUUUUUUUUAAACAGUGAUUGCAUCACAUCCAAAAAUAAGCAAUGGCCCAGCCUGACAAUUUUUUGUAGUUUUUUCAUAAAAAUGACCCAAACGGACCUAGUGGUGUUAUUUGGAGUCACUGAGAACACCACGGUUUGUGCAUAGAACUAAGAAAGGUUGGGGCUUUCAUACCUUUUGAUGCUGAGAAAAUGCAAAUAGAGCUUUGAAAGGGUUUUGUGCCUCUCUGUAGUGUCUCUUUAACGCUGCGAGGACAACCGAGUUCUGCUGCUAGCCGUGGCCUAUAAGCUGCCGAGUUAGGCAGCAUUGUUUUGUUCUUAAUGCCAACAUGCACAUAUUUUAGCUUGCAUGUAGAGCUAUGCCUGUGACGUGCAUGUGCUGCUGUCCAUUUGCACACUGACAUACUCUAAGAGCUGUUUGCUCUGCGUACUUUUCACGUGUCUUUGUGAGUGCAAGUGCUUAGGUGAUUUGCCAGUGAUCUGAAAACGUGUUAAUUCCUCAUGUUGGUUGUGCCUGUGACGCCUCUAAUGAUGGUCAUGUAAAAGUGAAUGGUGGCGGUGGUGAGAUGUUUUCUUUAUUUCACAGUACAUUGCAAUAUAUUGAAGCGUAAAACAAUCCACAUCGCCUUUCUGGCUAUUUUUCCCCCUCUCUCUGCUUGUCCUUCUGUUUAGAGACAGUGCUCUUACGGUUGGUGUAUCCUGAAAGGAAAUUUUGAAUGAUGGGAGCUAUAUUGACGGUUAUUUUGUAACAUCUUAUGCUUGGUAUGAUCAGUGUACAUUUGUAUUGUUCACAGCUACUCCACUUUGUAUAGAGCUGGCAUCUCCUGUGUACUAAUUCUUGAGUGUUCUUUUACCAGGGUAUAUAUAUAUAUGUGUGUCUGUGUGUAUUUCUUGUAUUUAUUAGUCCAUUGUCUUGAGUUGAAAUGGUACUGGCUUUAAAGAGCCUGCUACUGCGUUUACCUCGAAAACUGGAUACAUUCCUUACUUCAACGUACAGUCCUGCUUGUUUCCUGCAAACAUAUCAAGAAGCGACCGAAUGAGAACUUUGACAGUGAGGAUAGACCCGGGGGCAGGAAAGAAUUGAAAGAAAGGUGCAUGCAAAGUUUAUCCAGAAGUCUAGCUGUGUUUAUUUUCCCUCUUUGUUUUGCCUAUGCUAAAUUUCAAAGCAGCAUUGUACUAAGUGCAAAUGAUGGGAAUAAAGUGGCAAAGCAACUCGA